Fopius arisanus is the source of this 5663-nucleotide messenger RNA. RefSeq lists its product as uncharacterized. The transcript has 9 exons. The coding region runs from base 427 to 4302 and encodes 1291 amino acids. Gene Ontology annotation, biological process: protein dephosphorylation. Gene Ontology annotation, molecular function: protein tyrosine phosphatase activity. Lineage: Eukaryota; Metazoa; Arthropoda; Insecta; Hymenoptera; Braconidae. The record is from RefSeq and is a predicted model, not a curated record.
UUAGACUUCAGUAUCGCGCCGGACGUUGGUCAGGUGCAAUCGUAUUUUUAUUUUUUCAUCUGGAUAAACAAACAAUCGUCGCGAUAAAUGAAUAAAGAUAUUCAGGAUUGAUCGACCGAAAAACGUGCAAUUGUUCCUCAUUGUUUUCGGGAUUGAAAAAAAAUUUUUUUUUUAGGGCUCACUACUCGGUUUUGUUGACGUGCACUUGGAACUCAGGAAUUCACCUGAACAGGUUAAGAGGUGAACAGGUAGCGGGACACGCGUCGUCAUGGGUUACGAGUGUUGUGCAAGUGUAGUGGAAUUUUUUUGAAUAUCCUAUUUUUGAGUUCUUCGCGCCCAGAGUCUCAUGGAUACUAGAUUAUGAAUUGGAAGCUGCUCACGGGGAUCAGCUCGUGAUUUUACGAGGCGAUCCUAUAGGACUCGGAGAUGACGUCGAGAUCAGCAACUUGUGGCUCACGAUGUACAGGAAUGAUUCUCCUGCUCAUCAGUGGCUCCCUGGUAGAAUCCCAGCAGUUGUCCUUGGAGUCCCCAGGGCUCACGGUAUCAGGAAACAGCUCAGUCUUACAUAAACCCCAUCAAGAAGGCAACACGCCUUCAUCAGCCUUGAACGAUGGUGAACGUAAACUGCCUUUCCAAUCUUCACCAACUCCCGCGAGCGAAUGGAUAACCAAUUCACCAACGCCGAGGAUCAACAAAGAGCAACAUUUGCCGAGUAAUCAAGACCUAGGAGAUACCUCCCCGAUCUCCUACCCCAAACCCCUCCCAGAUAUUGAUCCCGAGAGGCCUCUAAAGCCAACUGAGGCCCCCAAGAAGCACUUGAUCGAAAAGCUAAUUGCCAGUUCCAAUACGCAGAUUGGAGACAAAUCCCACAUCACCCCAGAGCUAUUAAAACCAGAUCCACUUCCGGAAUUCAAUGAGAAGGACGAAUACUCAGACAUCGAUGACGACAGAUUCGAGGACAAAGAGCCCACGACCCCGAAACCAAAUAAGGCUCAAGAGGAAACCAUAUCUCUAAUAAACGACACAAACGUCAACUACAAAGGCCUCAAGAAAGAGCACGUGGACGACGUAAUAACGAAAAAUCUGAAGGUAACACAAGAGAAUGCGACGAACGUCAUCUCCCAAGAGCCUGACACCCAAUCCAAACGAAAAGAUCCGAAAUCUCAGGUGGAGGCAAUCAAAAACGUCACGUCCUCGAAAGUAAUGAGGAUAAUAGAACCCGAAGAAAGCAUCAAUAACGAAACAUCAAGACACACUUCAACAGGUUUUUCACAAGUGGUAAAUCAACCAGUUGAGAGGGUUCCGGAGAAAAACCUCGAAAAUCUCGAGAUUUCCUCGACGAUAUUUCCCUCACCCAAUACACUAGAGAACACAACGGCUGUAAACGAACGAAAUUCCUCCCCAAGAGGUCGUACAAUAUCAUUCAACACGAGCAAUCAGUUCAGCAGUGAAGUGAAAGCGAUUGGCUCGACAAAGGAAAGCGCUGAGCUCGGCUCCACAAAGGACUCAAAACCGUACCCUUACUUAAAAAGUAGUCCAAGUAAUCCGAUGAAUACAAGUAAGCCGAUAGUUUCCGAGGAGAUAUCUCCACUGGAGAAUACCAUCGGAAAAAGUUCUGAUGACAAGAAGCUAGUAAUCACAGAGUCCUCUGUUGUUAUUGAUAACAGCAUCCAGCAGAUGAAACCAACAUACUACAAGAGAUCUGGAAAUUUUUCGAGAUUAAGUAGUACCGACGCCCCGUCGUCUCUCUCGACAUCUUCAGGGGCUCCAAGAGUUUCCGAAACCACUGGGGGAUCCAAUCAAACGGCCUCUGCUGUCUCAGAAAACACUGGAGACGCUCAGGAGAUCCUCGAGAAGAAAAAUACGUUAGAUGAGAAUGUGUUGACGAAUGUCAAUAAAAAUAGGACGCAGAUACAGGAGUCUGGAAGUACUGAAGCGAAUUUGGCACGGAAUACCACGGAGACGUCUGAGAAAAAAAUAGUCAUUGAGACUGUCACUCAGAUCUAUUCCCAAACAAGUGGAGAUGAAAUGCUGAUGACAUCACCUCUGAAUAUUACUGAGAACUCCACUAAGUCAUUCUCAAUAACCAGGAUAACAGUUCCCACGGAAUCUUCAUCAAUACCUCUCGAUUCCUCUACUAUUACCGAAACUUCUGGUACUACUGUGCCGGGGAUAGACGAAGUUGGCUCAACUACCCUAAUCCCCGAGACAGUUUCCUCAGGAACUUUGAGCACAGAGGGAUUACCAACUAAGACUGAAUCAACAAAUUUCGGUGGUCGUGGAAUUGACAUUGAGUCAACAACUUCGGGGGUUGAGUACGAGUUCAUUGGUCUCACUGAGGCGACAUCCGAGAGUUCUGUCGGUAGUUCUGAGGGAAGGGAAACUGAUGUAGAGUUUGUUUCGGGAGGAGUUUCCUCGACUGCUUCCGCGAUUGAUACGAGUUCGAUUAUCGAAUAUUCGACGGAGAGUGGAACUACUGGGUUUAGGGAGGAGGAGGCGGCGACGACAACUGAUGUCACGACAGAGAUCACCACAAUGAGAAAUGAAUGGUCGACAUCUAGCACUGAUAUUUCGAAGGAUGAUGGAAUCACUGCUAUCCUUGAGGAGACGACCUUCGUUGACAGGACAACCAAUGAAUCGAUGGAGACAACUGACACUCUGGAGCCAAUGGAUUCCACCACUCCCAGUACCACUGAAAAAGUGAAUAUUUCGGAUGCUGGGGAGUACUCAACUGGGCCAUCAACAUUUUCACCGGUUACUACUGAAACGGAGAUGUCGGAGGAUUCCACGACUGUCAUGAAUACUGAAGGGGGUGGAAGAGGGGUGACCGAGCCAUUUGCCCCUGAGGACGUCAAUCUUCCCGUGAGAAUUGUCGUCGAGGGCACUUGGAAUGAAGUGUGCCCCCACUUGCCUGCCCUCAGGCAGUCACUUGCAGAUUUGUUGACUGCUGGAAUAGAAAAAACAGCAGCCACUCAAAUUAUUUUCAAAAAGAAUCCCUGCACGGAGGGUGUGUCACAGUCAUCACAGGAAUUAGGUCUUGUAACUUUAUAUCUGUAUGUAGUCGAUCAGAAUGGAAACUUCGAUGCCUCAAUGACGAGAAUUCUCCCCAGUCUCUACAGCAGAACUUCCAUAAAAUCUCAGCUGUCUAUCCGCAGUUUUCAAUUGGUCCAAGAUACAGAUUCUGGAAACGCGAUAGCAGUGGUUGUGGUUUCCUGUGUGGCUUUCAUAUGCCUUGUCCUCUUGGCUGGCCUUCUGUUCAUAAUGCGGAAACGGCAAACGAGGUUCAACUAUGGAGAGAGAUGUCGACCAGUCUCGUUGGAUGCAUUCAGCCUCGACAGUGUCUCGGCGUACAACAGUGUCAGACGAAAAGGUGCUAACAGAGCAUCAAAGCGCAGUUAUGGAAAUCCAACUUUUGAGGAUUCGACUGCAGUUCCUUCACACCCCCUAAACUUCUCAGGUCUCUCGACCUUUUGCAACGAGCAGAGCGCGAUAUAUGAAGAAUAUUCAGGUAUUCCCCAAGUCUCAGCGAAGAUGGAUGAGCUGCCCCCCGGGGCAGAGGUAAAGAAUCGUUUCGCCAACGUAGUGCCUCUCCCCGAGACUCGAGUGCCCCUGGCGAAGAUCAACAAUGACCCGCUGUCUGAGUACAUAAACGCCAGUUACGUACGAGGGCCGAAAAAUGCAACCAAGUACUACAUCGCGUGUCAGGCGCCGAUGGAAUCCACUGUCACCGACUUCUGGAGGAUGAUCUGGGAGCAACAGUCCAAAGUCAUCAUUAUGCUGACUGAUCUCAUUGAGAAUGGGGUGGAGAAGUGUGCUGAGUACAUUCCACCCUCUGAAGUCACAGACUGUCACAGACUUUUCGGGGAUUACCAAGUCACCCUGAAGAAACGUGAGACCAAAGAAAAAUACGCCAUCUCCACACUUCAUCUCAAGAAUUUGGAAAAUAAUACAUACCGUGAAAUAUCCCACAUUUGGUAUCUCUGGCCAGCGAAUGGAGUGCAGACAGAUGCAGCUGGAUUAAUAGCAGUUCUGUUGGAGGCCCGUGCCCUCCAGAGGGGUGGCCCAGUGCCAAUCGUCGUCCACUGCAGUCCAGGGACAGGCCGGACAGGCACCCUGAUUGCUCUGGAUCUUGGUAUCAGACAGUACGAAAUAACGAGAACAGUCGACGUCCCCAGAGUCGUCUACACCAUCAGACGAGACAGGGCUGGAUCAGUUCAAACGAAGGAGCAAUAUGCAUUCAUAUAUAAGGCUUUAAACCUUUAUGCAACGAAACUCGCUGGCGGUGGCAUCGAGUCCACCUGAUAUUUGCUGAAAUUGGGGGCGAGGAGAGCCGAGAGUAUCAGCUAGGCUGCGAUCUAAGUCAAUAAUACGUAACCAAUUAAUUAAGCCGGUUUUGCUGAACUGCUGGAAAAGGGAACGAAAACGAUCGAGUGAACACUCAUAGAACAAGCCAAAUUGUUAGACGUACGAUUAACUAUCUGUGACAAUUUGAUAUUUUAAGAAUAGGUAUUGCAAUUAUAAGUGCAGCGGCGUGAGAAUGGGAAAUUAGUCCAAUAAUUUUUAUUUCAAUUUCCAGAGGAUUAAAAAAAAAUCUUUAAGACCCUGAGGUUACGGGGAAUAUCUGUGAAAAUAAUUAUCUUAUUGUCAUUAUUUUAAUAUAUAUAAAUUCAGGAAUUCUGUGACAUGUACUGAUAUUCUUUCGGAAUUUUGUGAAAUAUUCGGGGAAUAAUCUGCCCACCUGAUUUUUCUGGACUCAUUUCCCCUUGCGUGUCUCUUGACUACUGGAAAAUGAUUUAUAGGAGGUAUUAAGGAUAAUGAGAUUCAAAAGUACGAGAAAUCAUCGAUUUGAAAUAUCGAAACUGGACCGGAAAAAAUCUAAAGUGAGGAAAAAAGUGUUUUUACAGAAUUACGACUUGUUUUAUUAUAUCGUUGAUCUUGUUACUGUACAAAAUAUUAAUUUCGAUUGAAUAACGGCUCUCUAUUUAUGUACAUAAAACUGUUAUGUAUUGAUUUUAACCAUUAAUUGUGAAAUUAAAAAUGAUUUUGUUAAUUUUCCUGGUGAAAACACAAAUUGUGCAAUUAACGAUGCAGCAGUUUGAGAUGGGAGGUCUGAGAAGUAAUAUAAUACACUAUUUCGAUGUGAUCAAAUAUUUAAAAUAGAGGAACAAAUAAUAUAUUCCAUAUACUCAUUUUUUAGGAAACAUUGACUACCGUUCAGUGUUUAAUAUUUGAAGAUAUAUUGAUGUUAAAUCUCCACAAGUAUGAAAAUAAUUUCAUAAAUAUAAAUACCCUAGAUUGCCAAAAUGUCGAUGACAGAGACGAUUCUGCAGUUGAUUGACGAAACGUUGAAUUUUUUUUUUCAAUUCUCUAUCCAACUCAUAAUUUUUCGUUGAGUGAAUAGAAAAAAUUUGAAGUUUUGAAAAACGAAAUGUCUUCACAUUCACCAUUCUCCUCCAGAAUUGUAAUAAUUGAAUAAUGAGCGCAUGAUCCACAUGUUCAAUAAAUGUAUCUAUGUAUAUAUGUAUGUAAAUCCAAUGAAAAUUACUGAAAUACGCACAUGAGCGAUAAUUAAAAUUGAAUAAAUGUAUUAGAAUCAAAAGACAAAUAUUUAAAUGAGCGUUUCCUUUCUGGUUAGUUCCACCGCGGGUUCAUAGGGGUUCCAC